AUGCCGCCACCACCACAUCGUGAAUCAUCAACAUCAACAUCAUUAAUUAGAAAUACCUUACCUAUUUGUAUUAGUACUCAUAAUAAUUUUAAUAGCCGGAAACCUGAAAUAACAAUCAUGGGUAUUGGUUCAUCUUCACCUACUCCACCUCCUUCAACCAACAUCCCCAUCAAUAAGAAGAAUUAUUCAAAAUCAACACCAUCCACUUCAUCACAGGUGUUAUUAUCAGUGAAAGAAAAAACAAUUUCAUUGCCACCACAGAAAACUAGUUUUACUUCGACGACAACAACAACAUUUAAACCACAAAAUGCAAAAUUCAAGGAAAUACCAAUGAAACCUUUGAGUGAGUUGAAGAAUAUGCUUUCUUAUUAUGAUGAUUUCGGAAGUCUUUAUUUCAACUCUAAUUUAAUCAAAGACUAUGCAAAGGAAAUAACAAUUUUAUUGACAUAUUCCAUACAUAAUGAAUACAUUUCUAAUAUCAAAGAUAACCUUGAUAAGGCACUUAUCAAGUUCUUAUCGAUGGAUGGACAUGCAAAAAACAAUAACGAUAUAGAAGAGUUUUUGGAUGAUUUCAAGUCACUUCAUUUACAAUGUUUCAAAAUUCAAAAAGCUACCGAGGAGAAACAAUCUGCAAAUUAUCUGCAUUUAUUCACACAAACAGUUGCUAAAAACCACGACAUGUCAAUAUCGGAUUUAAUUGGUUGUGUAAAGAAAUUUGCGGACGAAUUACCAAAAUAUACUGAGCUGCAUGCAAGAUCUAAGAAAAAGAGGAAAAUAGAUGUAGUGUCGGAUGAAAAAACAGAAUGUAUAACGAGGAUGAAUGAAUCCCUGACGAGGGCUGAAAAGUAUAUGAAAAAGUCCAAGACUGAAAUUACCGAUUAUGCAUCACAUUUACUGGAUGUUGCUCCUUCACCUACUGUUCAAUUUCAUACCCAUUCCACGGAAGAGUGUGACAAGUUUUUAUUUCCAUUCAGAGGGGAUGUAUUGGAAUUGGAUAAAUAUCAGUAUCCAACACUAUUUGAAUGGUCUCAAGAAACUAAAUUACAUAUGCAACAAGAUCUGAGUGGAAAAAUCUCCUCUUUUGGAGUACCUUCAAUAGAGAAGGGCAUGGAAUUUUGUGUGAGAUUUACAUGUGAACAACUUUCUCCAAAAGUAACUGGAAAACCUCUCCCUGUACAUUUACAAAAACUAUUGAAUUAUUUUGAUGAAAUUGAUUCUCUAUCUAAUACAAUAACAGACAAUGAAACUUCUAAGAAUACAAGACACAUUGCUGACGUUUCUGAUUUAAUUCUGCACGAUCCUGUGGAAAAUAAGAUGAAAUUAAUGCACCCCUACUACCAAUAUUACUACUAUCACUACUAUCUUUCACUUUACAACUCAUUUGAGAAUGAAAAACCAGAAUCAGAAGAGAAUCCAUUCCUGAGUAUGGCUCCUCCUAAAACAAAACCUCUCAAUCGUCCACUAUUUGGAAAGAGAGUAAGAAAUAUGAGAAAUGCUCAUCCUGACGAAACUCCCACACUCGAAUCUUUUCCCUCUUUUGAAUUUGGAUUUCCCUAUAAUUUAUCUAGGAAUAAUUUACAAACAGAUCAAGGACAUACUCACUAA
Messenger RNA from Naegleria gruberi, 1605 nucleotides. RefSeq lists its product as uncharacterized. Lineage: Eukaryota; Heterolobosea; Eutetramitea; Acrasida; Naegleriidae. The coding region runs from base 1 to 1605 and encodes 534 amino acids. The record is from RefSeq and is a predicted model, not a curated record. The transcript has a single exon.